Porites lobata is the source of this 1937-nucleotide messenger RNA. NCBI's taxonomy places the organism in Eukaryota, Metazoa, Cnidaria, Anthozoa, Scleractinia, Poritidae. The record is from the annotation of a GenBank genome assembly.
AUGCGGUUGUUUCCCGUUUUGAGGAGUCGGCCAUGUCCAUGUUGGUGUUUCACCCAUGCAUCUUCAUGUCCUUUGUGGCCGUUUCAUCUUGUCUCAUGUCGCCUCAACAGCCAAAUUGGUGUAAAUUACUUCUGUUGUAGAUUUCUUCGGAAUAACAGGAUCGCUUCUAUAACAACGGACACUUUUGCUUCUCUCACCGAACUAAAAUAUCUGUAAGAUAAAUGUGACUGUUGUGAUCGUGACCAGAUACCUGACUCUGUCAGCAGUGAUUAUUUAAUUUGCUACGACCAAAAUUUAAACACGAAUAAAGGAGGGAUUGGAAGGGCGAGGAUGAAAUUAUUUUUGGCAUGCAGUUUAAGAGAAAACAACAGCAAUUUCUGGAAGGGGCCGGGUGGCUGUCCAAGCUUUGAUUCAGAAAACACUAUUGAAAUAUUGUUUGCGGCAAAUUACCUCAUCCCCCGUAGUACGGUGCUCACAGCUACCCCUCCACCUCGUAAUCAUACGCUUUCAUUAAUUUAAUAUCGGCAGUUUACUUACUUCUUAGUAUUUUACGUACACUUAUAAAAACACUAAAACCCCAUUUCUAUACAACAUUUACCUUCGAUAAUCCCAUUUGAAACAGAACUUUCCACUUCGGUAUCAAAAUCAGUGAACUUAACUGAAAUACUUCUGCAUUUCAACACUAAAGACAGCCAACGUUUUUGAGGAAAUGAAAUCCAUAGCUUGCAUCCAUUCCAAAGUUCCACCUUCUUCAACAUCAACUGUUUCAUUUUGAAUUUUACUAGUUCAGACAGGCUGAAAGAACGAGGUUAUAGGUGGAGAUGUCGCCAUAUCGACUUCAAUUUCUGAAAGCAAUUUGAGAGACUAGCAACUGCACGCCGGUCGGGCAUCACUACUUUGCGAGCUGAAACGAGCAGUCCAUUGGAGGGUAACCCCCAAAACUACAGUUUUGAAUAUGCUGAAACUGUUAAUGGUGCCAAAAUGUAACACGCUUUUAUAAAUGGAAAAAAAAAUCAACUAGUUGAACCAAGUAGGUAUGACAGGGUCUACCCCUCCCCACCCUCCUUGUGGAUCCGCCACUUUAUUAUGGAGAACACCAAUCAGGUUGUUAGACUUUUUUUUACCAUAUUUGGCUAACAAAGUUUCAAAAGUCUACAGGAGGGAACCCUCAGCUAGUUUACAACAAUGAUUUUGUCUCCUGCUAAACGAGCUGAGUUCCUCCUGCUUGCUAGCAGAGGACUUCACCAAGUAGCUAUUUCCAUGAUUAAGGCAAAGAUGAAUCUACUACUCUAUCAAUAACAUAAAUUACUUUAGAAUUUGAUGUUUAAAAAGAACUAACCUUUUAGCUUUUACAUUGUAUAUAUUUCUCAUGUUAUGUCUUAAUCUUUUUUGUGUCACCAAUUAGUGCUAUGCCCUAGAGAUUCUUCAGAUAAACUUUAAUAAGUUCACAACUACUACCUCUAAGAGCACAUUGAUCCUGAGUAUUCGUUCUGUUUCUUAAGAUUUCUUAGCGCCAACCAAAUACCAAUCAUUCCAUACCGGGCGUUUUACAAGCUGACGAUGCUGGAGAGAGUGUAAGUGAAAUCGAGAUAUGUGGGUAGUUCCCCCUAACCUCGUCAGAGUAGUCCGCUCUAAGGGUAAAAUCCAAUGGAAAAGAGAAAUCAAGCGUAAGAAAGCUCAGAAAAAUUUCCCGAGCUCCAGAACUGUGGGAAAUUUCUGCGGAGGAGGCUUUUUUUUGGAUGGCCUCACCGUUCGUCCGAAAGUUAGAAAUUCGUUUCAGUAUCUACACUAGUGCAUUUAGGAGUGAAUACAAACGCAGAUAUUCCUCGGGUAAUAACUGUAAUGUUAAAUUUCAUUUUAGCAUGCUGACGGAUAAUCCCACACAAAAGAUCGAAACAGAGGCAUUUAAACUUGGAAGUUCAUCGCUGAACAUGUGA